AUGACGUUCGAUUUACUACAACUCCUUAAUGAUAAAUUCGAGAAUCUUCGCACAAUUUCAUUUACAAAUUGUGGCUUCGACAGGGACGCUACGACAUUCCUAAGCUCUGGCGCAUGCUCGUUAUAUAAACGAAUUAGAGAUCUCACUACUGAAGAGGGUUCUACGCCAUCGUCCACCACCGUCUCCACAUGUGUAAACUCGUCCGCAAAAUAA
Messenger RNA from Cylicocyclus nassatus, 213 nucleotides. Lineage: Eukaryota; Metazoa; Nematoda; Chromadorea; Rhabditida; Strongylidae. The record is from the annotation of a GenBank genome assembly.